Messenger RNA from Malaya genurostris, 1371 nucleotides. RefSeq names its product keratin, type II cytoskeletal 1-like. The record is from RefSeq and is a predicted model, not a curated record. The transcript is spliced from 3 exons. Bases 126 to 638 code for a protein of 170 amino acids. NCBI's taxonomy places the organism in Eukaryota, Metazoa, Arthropoda, Insecta, Diptera, Culicidae. Gene Ontology annotation, molecular function: RNA binding.
AAUUCAUCGUCGUUUCUUUGAACGGCUAUCCAGGAAAAGAACGCACUUUCCUCGCUGGCUUUCGCCGAAGUAGUUCGUAAAGUUUUUUUGAGUCCCGUUUACUAACAAUUUUUACCAUCUCAACAAUGCCAGACUGGAGGGAACGUGACGAUUCGGACCGUGGAUAUGGCGGCGGCGGCGGAAGUUCCAGCUAUGACCGGGAGCGUCGUGACUACCGCAGUGGUGGCGGUGGAUACGGUGGAGGGGGUUACCGUUCCGGCGGCGGUGGUGGCUCCGGAGGAUAUGGAAGCCGGGAUGGUGGUUAUCGCUCCGGUGGUGGUGCGGGAGGCGGCGGAGGAUUCCGCAACGGUGGCGGAGCCCCACGAGGACCCCCAAGGAUUGACCCGGCAACAGCAAAGACCGAAACAUUCGAGGUCGAUGCCGAUAAGGUCAAAUUCAUCAUUGGACGCGGUGGCAACAAGAUUCGUGAGAUUCAGGAUCGCUGCCGGGUGUCGGUGCAAAUAGAUAAGCAGCGGAACGAGAACGGCCAAAAUAACAUUUCGGUGAUGGGUGACCAGUCCAACAUUGACCGGGCGCGGGACAUGAUCGAUCGCAUCAUCAACGACGACCGUGACCGUGAGGAACACCGACGCGACUAGAACAAGUGCUGCUAGCAGCGCUCCCACUAGUCGUCCUACGGGAUGUGCGCGUGUGUGCGUGCGAGCGUGCGUGUGUCGUCUAUCGCUUAGAAUUUAAGAUGAAAACUCAUUAAAAGCUUAGAUAAGGACAGUUUUAAGAAUGCAGCAAGAAACAAGAAGGAAGAGUCAGCAGCAACGGAGAGAAAGGAAGAUUUGCAUUUAUAUUUUUUGUUAUCCUGGUAGUGCUUAGUUUGAGAAUAUUUGGAUCGCACCGAUAUUUUUUCGGGAAAAAAGAUUUCUCACACUUGAACACGGACAACGCUACCAAGUUAAUGGUCAGGUUUAACGAUAUAGAUUACCAGAAAUUUUAUUUGUAUUUUUCACCAUGUUCUAACAAACGACAUAGGGAAUUCACUUCCUUUAGGGAUUACAGUCUGACGGUGACAAAAUGUGAAUCAAUUUUUAGAAAUUUAUAUUUCUAAAGCUACAUAAGCAUCAGAUCAAUUCUAUUGAUCACAAACCUAGAGUCCCUAUUAAACAAGACAAGCAGUUGAAGCAAACGAAAGUAAGUCAGUACAGUGAAGGGCAAACAAUGAUCGACAACAGUCAUAAUGCGAAUGUGCUAAAUUAAUGAAGCUAACCGAAAACAUACACAAACAGGAGUAACAAAAAGAUGACGUGGAAUACAAAUGUUCGCUUUUUACUUUUCAUAAGUUGGAAAAUAUUAAAGCUGAAACUGGUCGGAGUAACUAAA